AUGGCUGGAUGGAAAGUCUGGAUCAUAAGUGUCCUCUUUGCUGUCCUCCUCACAGAGAGGCUCACGGAUGCCAUUGCUUUCCGUCGGGAGGAUAUCACCACUUUACUAGGACCACAGCUUUCCGUGGGAGCGCAAAUUAUUCUGCCAAAUAAUGCGGGUUUUGUGCAGGCAACCCAGAGAUGGUCUCUUUUUGAUCCUCCUCAUUUUACGGCUGUCGUCGAGGUGGGAACAGAGGAGGAUGUUGCAACAACAGUUAAAUUCGCUAACCAGAACAACAUCCCCUUUCUGGCGGUGACCGGCACCCACGGUACCAUAACCAGCCUUGGGAAAUUCAACGGCAUCGAGAUCAGGAUGCGCAACCUCAACUCAACUGUUAUAUCAGAGGAUGGCAAAACAGUCACUCUCGGUGGUGGCAAAAGAUCUGGUGAGGUUAUAGAGGCACUGUGGGCGGCCGGCAAACAGACGGUGUCGGGAAUCUGCGAGUGCACGGGCUUUCUGGGUCCUGCUCUAGGAGGAGGCCAUGGUAUCCUGCAGGGAAAAUAUGGCAUCGUCUCAGACCAAUUUGUUUCGAUGCGCAUGGUGACUGCUGACGGAGCCAUCCGCGAGGUGUCUCCUACGGGUCCGAACUCUGAUUUGUGGUGGGCUAUGCAAGGUGCCGGGCAUAAUUUUGGAAUCGUGACGUUUAUAACUUUGAAGGUCUACGAUGUUCCUGACGGUGGCCUGUGGUCCUAUGAGAGUUAUGUUUUCAGUCACGACAAAGUCGAAGCUGUCUUUGAGACCAUCAAUUGGCUUGCUCAGCAACAACCUCCUGGCAUGUUCAAUCGGGAUGUUAUCUAUCGCAAUCCAAGUGUAGACCCGACGAAUCCAAUUCUGCAGGUCGAUCUCCUUCAGGAGAGUGUCUCUGCCGUCGCCACAAAGUUUACUAGCCCGUUUCGAAAGCUCGGUCCUAUGUCAGUAAGGUCUGGUUCAGGAACUUACAAGGAUAUCCCAACAUGGGCUGGCGUAAACGUCAAUUCAAUCGCCUGCAAUGUCGCAGAUACCUCCAAAAUCCGCUUCCCGAUUGGGCUCGUGUCCUACAACGCCACCGCACAGCGCGCUCUUAUGGACACAUUCACCCAAACCAUUGGACCAGACUCACCGUUCAAUGUGUCCCAGGUUUUGUUCGAGGGGUACUCCAUGUAUGGCGUCAGAGCUGGCCCAGACGAUGCUGCCGCAUUUCCGCAUCGGGGAGAUAAUCAGCUCGUCACUGUUGCUAUGGUGAAUAAACCAAGCCCCGAGCUGGAUGCUCAAGCCGUUCAGAUUGGCAACAAACUGAGACAGGAACUUCUCAAAGGCAGCGGUUCACCUGAACUGCAUGCUUACGUGAACUAUGCAUCUGGGACGGAGUCCCUUGAAAACCUGUAUGGAUUUGAGCCAUGGAGACUGAAGAGACUGAAGGAAUUGAAGGCGAAGUAUGAUCCGCAGGGUAGGUUUGGUUACUACGCGCCGAUUCCCGUGUGA
Aspergillus sclerotioniger CBS 115572 is the source of this 1500-nucleotide messenger RNA. Its product is annotated as FAD-binding oxidoreductase. Lineage: Eukaryota; Fungi; Ascomycota; Eurotiomycetes; Eurotiales; Aspergillaceae. The record is from RefSeq and is a predicted model, not a curated record. The transcript is spliced from 4 exons. Bases 1 to 1500 code for a protein of 499 amino acids. Gene Ontology annotation, molecular function: FAD binding; oxidoreductase activity.